Molecule: messenger RNA, 1104 nt
Organism: Penicillium mononematosum
Lineage: Eukaryota; Fungi; Ascomycota; Eurotiomycetes; Eurotiales; Aspergillaceae
Product: NAD(P)-dependent alcohol dehydrogenase
Exons: 5
Coding region: 1-1104 (367 amino acids)
Biological process (GO): D-sorbitol catabolic process
Molecular function (GO): L-iditol 2-dehydrogenase (NAD+) activity; zinc ion binding
Source: RefSeq, a predicted model, not a curated record
AUGGACUUCUUCCGCCCGCAGAAACAAACCGUUCCUUUUGUCCUACGGGCUGUGAAAGAUGUGCUCCUCGAGGACAGGCCAGUUCCGUCGCUCAAAGACCCUUGGGAUGUGCGAGUUCAUGUGGCGCAGACUGGUAUUUGCGGAAGUGACGUGCACUAUUGGCAGCGAGGACGGAUCGGAGACUUCAUCCUAAACUCGCCCAUUGUCCUCGGCCACGAGAGCUCUGGCACCGUCGUCGAGGUCGGUUCUGCAGUCAAAAACCUUAAAGUGGGCGAUAAGGUAGCAAUCGAGCCUGGCGUGCCAUGCAGACACUGCGAUUACUGCCGCAGCGGAUCUUACAACCUCUGCCCUGACACCGUCUUCGCUGCGACCCCUCCACACGACGGCACGCUCUCCAAGUAUUAUAUCACCCAAGCAGAUUACUGCUACCCGGUACCAGCACGUAUGAACUUAGAAGAAGCUGCACUGGUGGAGCCAGUCGCGGUAGCAGUGCAGAUCACCAAGGUCGGCAAGGUGAGGCCAAAUCAGACCGUUGUGGUCUUCGGGUGCGGGCCCAUCGGGUUGCUUUGCCAGGCUGUGUGCAAGGCAUACUCGACAAAGAAGGUAAUUGGAGUGGACAUCAGCCAGUCACGGGCGGACUUCGCCAAGACAUUCGGCGCAGACGAUGUAUUCGUCCCUCCCUCGAGACCGGAGGGAACAGACGAUAGCGCAUGGAACGAAGCGGUGGCAAGAAUGAUGAAGGAGCAGUUCAAACUAGGCGAAGGGCCUGAUGUAGUUUUGGAGGCCACUGGAGCGCAGUCGUGCAUUCAGACUGGAAUCCACUUGACCAAGAAGGGCGGAACCUAUGUGCAAGCAGGCAUGGGACGCGAGAAUGUUAUCUUUCCCAUCACAACUGCGUGCAUCCGCGACUUGCACAUCCGAGGCUCUAUUCGCUACACUGCCGGUUGCUAUCCGACAGCCGUGGAUCUGAUCGCCAGCGGUAAAAUUGAUGUCAAGCGGCUGAUCACGAAUCGCUUCAAGUUCGAGCAAGCAGAGGAGGCUUUCGAUCUCGUACGGCAGGGUAAUGAAAGCGUUAUCAAAGUAAUCAUCGAAGGUGUUCCUUGA